AUGGCUUUCUUUAAUAAAUAUACGAAUUACGAAGUUGACGCUGAUGAAGUUCGUGAGGCAGUAAGGAAAGAGAUGGACGGUCCCGGCCGUUUACUCGGUUACCGUGCAUUGCAUAGGAAGACACAAGUUCUUCCUAAAAGAAUCUGUGUAGAUAAAGGGACAGAGACUGGAAAAAUGGCUACAAUUCAUUGUUAUUUGCAAGAAAAGGUUAGAAAUGAAGAUGCAGUUGAGACUGUUUUGUAUGGGCCAUCAACACAAAACAAAAUUGAGAGGUGGUGGCAAGAAUUGUUAGAACGUAUGGAGAGAUUUUUUAAGGAUCAAUUAAAAGAGCUAGUAGAGAAUGGGGACUAUGACCCAUCAAGUGAAAAUGACAGGUCAAUGCUUGCAUACAUCUACAUACCAGUUGUCCAAAAAGAAUUAAAUACUUUCAAAGAAACAGUUUGGAAUAACCACAGAGGCAGAAAACAACAAAAUAAAGCUUUACCUGAUGGGAUUCCGAACCACAUCUAUGCAUUUCCAGAGCAGUAUGGGGGUGUUAAAUGUGGUAAUCCUACUGAAGUUGAAGAUUUGCAAGAAGUUGCUGACGUGUCAAAUAUUUUAGAUGGCACAGGUGACUAUCUGGAACCAGAAUUCCGUGCUAAAUGUGAAAGGAUCUUUCCUGAAGUCAAUGAAAUUGCACCUUCUGAAGCAUCAGAUGCAUUUCUGACUUUAAAGCAGAACUUUGAUGAAAUAACUUGA
This is a messenger RNA of Dendronephthya gigantea, 738 nucleotides long. RefSeq lists its product as uncharacterized. The transcript has 4 exons. The record is from RefSeq and is a predicted model, not a curated record. Lineage: Eukaryota; Metazoa; Cnidaria; Anthozoa; Malacalcyonacea; Nephtheidae. Bases 1 to 738 code for a protein of 245 amino acids.